AUGCUAGAAUCAACUUGGUUAAGAUUUGCGGUACAAAAGCGUGCAUACUCUGUUAGGUACAAGCAAUGGCGAUCUAUGAACAUUAAGCAAAAACAGGGCUUUAUUAAUGGCCUAGUUGCCACAUAUGCAGAGCAGUACCCUGGUUCUAAGUCGAAUGUGUCUUUUAAAAGUCUCAAGCAAGAUAUGGAAUUUUAUGGUGACGCUCCGGCCGUUUUUGGAGUGAUCUACGAUAGCAUAUGGGAACUACAGAAAGUGAAGCAGAAGUUGAUACAUUCUAACGAUGAUGGACAUAAAUGGGUUACUGACAAUAUAAUAGAGCAUGGUCGUUUUGCUCAUCAUAGAUUUCAGGAACUGUUGGUUGAGGAAGACAAGAAUGAAUCUUAA
Molecule: messenger RNA, 384 nt
Organism: Eremothecium sinecaudum
Lineage: Eukaryota; Fungi; Ascomycota; Saccharomycetes; Saccharomycetales; Saccharomycetaceae
Gene: MLO1
Product: Mlo1p
Exons: 1
Coding region: 1-384 (127 amino acids)
Source: RefSeq, a predicted model, not a curated record